AUGAGCAGGGAUGGUAUUCCUGGAAUACAGGACGCCUCAGAGUCUCAGAGAGAGGAAAUGGAAGGUUUAAAACCGAUAAAAGGAGUACAAACAACUCAGUCCAGUAUCUACAUUUCCCAUCAAUUUCCCGAUAUACCAAUGGAUGGAUCUAGUCAAAGUGGUUAUUGUGUUCAAACACUGCAAGAAACUGACCCCUGGUGGCUGGCAGAUUUAGGUUCAACACAAACUAUAGACUCUGUGUCAAUCACCAGUCAAAAAGGUUGUUGUAAGGACCAGAUAAAUGGAGCCAUGAUUUUGGUGGGAGACUCACCUUAUUGGGGUGGAAUAUUCAAUGCAAGAUGUGCAAUUAUUCAUUCCCUGGGCCAAGGAAUGACACAGAUUUUCAAUUGUGGAAAAAAGAAAGGAAGAUAUGUGACAAUCCUCCAUCUGGGAAAUCAUCAGGUUUUAUCAUUUUGUGAUGUGAAAAUCUUUGGAAAAACCUGGGGUUUUUUUUCUUUUGCUAAUGAGGACCAAAAGAAAACCAGAAGUCUUGAAUCUUCAGUUACAUCUUAUAAUUUUGAUCAUUCAGAGAACAACUUUGCUCCAGUGCUAUCCAGGGGGAAACCUGCCUUCCAGUCCAGCAUCUUCAGUCCUUUUGGGUCUCCAGACAGAGCUGUAGAUGGGUCUCUACUAGGCGAUUUUGAAAAAGGCACCUGUAUUCAAACAUCCCAAGAGAAUAACCCCUGGUGGAUGGUGGAUUUGGGUUCCACACAAACUGUGAAAUCUGUAGCCAUCACCCCCCGAAAAGAUUGCUGUACUGAAGAACUCCGAGGUGCACUAAUCCUAAGGGGACUCGCCUAUUCAUGGCGGCAUACUGAAUACCAGGUAUGAAUCUUAAGUUUUAUCUUUUGAAAAU
Molecule: messenger RNA, 895 nt
Organism: Sarcophilus harrisii (Tasmanian devil)
Lineage: Eukaryota; Metazoa; Chordata; Mammalia; Dasyuromorphia; Dasyuridae
Product: pentraxin fusion protein-like
Source: RefSeq, a predicted model, not a curated record